CACACACACACACACACACACACACACACACACACACACACGGUGGCGACUCUCUGGUCUUUACACAUACACGCGCGCGCACGCGCGCGCACCGACUCUCUGCUCUUUACACAUACACGUGCGCGUGCGUGCCACUUGAACAAGAGCAGUGCUUCUCCCGAGCCGCGACGCACCGAGGAGGCGAACCUUCCCCUCCUGGACUAUUUCGGAGGAGACAGGUGCCCAGUGCCCACAUGUCUUCACCACCUCAACCGCUCGGGGAUACCGACUCACCGCCGGGUUACUGCCGUGUUCUGACACCAUAAAGACCUGUUUUACCGAUAUGAUAGCCUCUAGUCCUUCUGUUUUGAGUGUAUUCCGCGACGGCUAGCCUGCAGAGCGUGUUGAUGGAUACACACUACAGCAAUGACCGGGCUCUGACGUCUUCCGUCGGGAUAAAUAGACUAGCAUUCGACGUUAGCAUCGUGUUAUUAUCCUGACCUGCGCAAAAAUGACCCUGAUAUUUUAGCAGGCGAACGGACCAACAAGGCUCGGGUCCGCGGGUGCGUUUCGUGCCAGGGUUUCGGGUGGCGAAGGACUCCGCCGCCACUGCCUGUCCUGCCCUCCGUCAGUGGGCAGGUUCGUUCUCGCGGAUAGAAACUCAAUCUUUUGGCGGGGAGGGAAAAUCUAAAGCAUUAUCGUGAAGAUGGCGACCGGUUCGGGUUGGCAGCAGUACUACAGCCCUGCUGGCCAGCCGUCCACCGGAGCGGGCAAAUACAGCUCCGGAUCCCCGUCCGCCACGGCGUUCCAGCCGGGCAUCGCCAUGGAGUAUACCCACGACCUGCACCUGAAGAUGAGCAAGAAAAUAGCGCAGCUGACCAAGGUUAUUUACGCUCUGAACACCAAGAAUGACGAACACGAGGCGGCCAUCGCCACGCUGAAGGAGGCGCACGAGGAGGAGGUGCAGCAGAUCCUCUCUGAGACCAGGGAGAAGAUUCUGCUGUACAAGAGUAAAAUCAGCGAUGAGAUGGAUCUGAAAAGACGUAUCCAGUCCCUGGAGGAAUCCCUGGAACUCCACGAACGCAUGAAGAGGCAGGCCUUGGCUGAAUUUCAAAGCUACCGCCAGCAAGUGGAAGACAUGCAGCUUUGCACUGAAGCGCAGCACACACAGCGUGUCGUCUCCAUGGCGAGGGAGGUGGAGGAGAUGCGGCGGUCGUUUGAGGAGAAGCUGCAGACGUUCAGCCAGGCCCAGGCCCAGUUUGAACAGGAGAAGAGGAGCACCCUGGAGGAGCUCAGAGCCCAGCACCGGCAGGAGAUCCAGGACCUACUGCGCAGCCACCAGAGCCAGAACGCAAACUACAGCAAGGACCAGGAGAAGCUGGGACAUCUUCACAAGGCUGAGGUUGAAUCUCUGUCAGAGCGCGUUGAGGAGCUCAAACAGGACAAGAAGAGAUUGGUGGAGGAAUAUGAAGCGAAGCUCAACAAGGCACAGGCCUUCUACGAGCGCGAGGUGGAGGCCAUGAGGCGAGCCCAGCAGCUGAGCGCCGACAACCUGCUGGCCUGGAAGCACACGGAGGCCGACCUGCGGCGGGAGUUCCAGGCCCAGGAGGCGGCCCUCCAGAAGACCCUGGGGAAGCUGAGGGCGGAGCUGGCGCGGGUGACGGAGGAGGCCCGCGAGAGCCGCGAACGGUCCUACAAGCUCCAGGGCUCGCUGGCGGCGGCGGAGAACAACAACAAGGAAUUGACCAAGCAGUUGGACGAGGUGAAGCAGGACUCGGAGAUCGUGGAGAUCCGUCAGAAGGAAGCUGAAUGUGAGCUGGAGGCGGCCAGAGACCGGGUGCAACAACAGGCCACUGAAAUACUACUGAAAGCCAGUCAGAUCGGCAGUCUGCAGGCCACCCAGAUGACCCAGGAGGCGGCCAUCAGGGACCUGGAGAGCGAGCGCAGCCGGCUGAAGGACAAGGUGGUCCGCCUGGAGGAGGAGAGGGGCGCGCUGCAGGACAAGAGCCAGGCCCUGGAGGAGAGGCACAGGCAGCAGAUCCACGCCCUGGAGAAGAGCCUGUGCGAGGAGAAGGCGUCGUACGAGAAGGAGGUGAACAACGUGCGGGCGCGCUACGAGGAGGAGGCGGGCCACAUGAAGGAGGGCCAGGCCCGCAUGCUGGACGACCUGUCCAAGAAGCACCGGCUCGCCCUCGAGAGCACCCUGCACAGCGCCAAGAGGGACAAGGAGUGCCUGCUGGCGGAGCUGGAGCAGCAGUUUGAGAAGGAGCGCGCCUCCCUGGAGGAGCAGAAAGCCCUUCUCCGUCAGCAGCUGGAUGAGCUGCGGGCCGAGCUGACGGAGAAGCUCUCUGCUGCCAACAACGAGGUGUGCUUGCUGCAGGAGCAGGUGUGCCACGGGGAGGAGGCUGCCAGCACUGCGGACGGACAGAUCUCCACCCUGAAGGAGGCGCAGGACAAACUACUUGAAGAGCUGGACGCCACCCGGGCUCGACUCAGAGAGACCAGCAACCUUCUGACCGCUCUGCAGGGGGAAAUGGAAAUGCAGAAGCGGCACCAUGAGGCUAAACUCAUCACUACACGGGAGGAGGAGAAGAUGAAGAUGGACAAGAUGGCCCUGGAGCUGGAGCUCAAAUGGACCGAGACGUUGAGGCAGGAGUGUAAGAAGCUGCGGGAGGAGCUGCGGGAGGACCAUGAGGAGGCCAAGGCCGCGGCGUUGGCCCAGCUGGCCAGGAGCAAGGAGCAGGAGCUGGGCUGCGCCCGGGAGAGCUGGCAGAGGAAGGUGGAGGACCUCCUGGAACAGAUCUCCCUGCUGAAGCAGAGCCUGGAGAUGCAGCUGUCCCAGUCCCAGUCGUCCCUGCAGCAGCUGCAGCACCAGUUCAGCCAGGAGCGGGAGCACCUGCGCAUGCAGCUGGACGAGCUGCAGACGGAGCACAAGCGGCGGCAGCAGCACCUCCAGGAGACCCACCACUGUGCCCUGCAGGACCUCGAGCACGUCCGCCAGCACGACCUCAAGGACGUGGAGGAGCGUCUCCGCCACCAGCACCACGUGGACCUGCAGUCCCUGAGGGAGGCCCACCGCCACAGCCUGGAGACCCUGAAGCAGCAGUCGGAGCAGGAGCUGCAGACGCUGCGCUUCGAGCUGGAGGACGAGGGCAAGGCCAUGCUGGCCUCCUUACGUUCGGAGUUGAACCACAUCCACGCGUCUGCCGUGGAGCACAUGAGGCAAACCCACCAGCAGGAGACCACUGCGGCCAAGCUGGAGCUGGAGUCUGCCCUGGAGAACAGCCGCAUACAGGAGCGUGAGAUGUUCGCCCGCAUCACGGAGCUCCAGGACGAGGUUGCCCGGAGGAAGAGCCACAUCGCCCAGCUGGACCACCAGAUCCACACGCUCAACGAGAACAUCAGCACCCUCACCAAGGAGCUGGAGCUCAAGGGCAAGGAGGUGCUGCGCAUCCGCAGCGAGGCCAACCAGCAGAUCAGGGUCCAUGAGCAGGAGGUGACCAAGAAGCACGAGAGAGACCUGAUCGAGAUGCACGCCAUCCACAACCGGGAGACCCAGAACAUGCUCUCAGACUUCAACAAGGCCCAGGAGCUCCUGAAGGACAAGAUCACCGCUCUUCAGAUACUGCUGGAGGGGACGGAGGACAAGUUCAGGAACAGGGAGAGCCGUCCCGAGGACCUCCAGGUCAUAGCGGAGCUGAAGGACAUGGUGACCGAGAGAGAGGCUCUGGUCAAGAAGCUGGUGUCUGAUACUGACCACCUGGUUCCCCGUCAGGAUGACAAGAAGUUUUACCAGUUGGAAUUGGUCAAUAGAGAGACCAACUUCAACAAGGUGUUCAAUGCCAAUCCCAAUGUAGGCGUGAUCAACCCCCUGAUCAAGCAAAAGAGAAAAAAUGAGAAGGCAGCAGCCAGCCGAUUCAGCAGCUCUUCUAACCUCAGGGCUUCAGAGGCAGGAGGCAUGGGCUCGGGCCUGGGGAGCGGGCCGCUGUCCCAGGCCCUUCCCCAGCCCGCCCGGCUAGAACCCCUUCCCAACUCUCCCCUCCAUCACCUUGAGCUCAACUCAAGCAAACCUCUCCCCCCGCCGACCCCUCCUACUGAGCCCAAGAAAUUCAUGAGCCCUCCUGAAAGUACAGACUCCCCAAUCGGCUCCCCAGACCCUCAGAGGCAGGAGUGGUAUGCCCAGUACUUCUCCUUCUGAUGGACAUAACAUGAACAUUCAGCAUGUCAAACCAAACGGCAAAAAUAAAAAAAAGAGAAAAUAAAUAGGAAAAAAGUGGAUAAAUAUCAGUAUUUAUUGUCAUUUUGUAUUUGUUAGUUAUUUUUGGGGUAAAGGGUGCGGCGGAGAGGGGUCGAUUCACUUUAAAUUCAGCCAAUUGUAACAGAUAGUUCAAGCAUUUCAAGAUUUGAAAUCGUAUAUAUCUGUCCAAUAGACUGUAAAAAUUGAUGUCAUACUUUUUCCAUCUAUUUUUUCAAUGAUUACCCAUGACCCUUCAUGUCCCCCUGAGGUCCCACUGGAUUGAAGUCUACCUGGCUCAUUAAGUGUGUAAUCACUCGGUCAUACUUUAUUUGUUUUAUUUAUGUGUAUUAUGCAUCAAGGUCCUCUAAAUUGUUACGUGAAACAACAGGAUUAUGUUUAUUUGCCAACUGCUUGAACUUAGAAACAAAUGUCAAUUUCUAUGCUGCUAAAUAUGAAUACAUUAUACAUAUAUAUAUAGAUAUAGAUACAUAUAUAGAUAUAUAUCUAUAUAUAUGACUCAAAAUGAUGGUACGUUUCAUGCUUGAUUAGCCAUCCCUUUGUUUUGAUGCUUAGUGGACACAAGCUAUGAUUUUAGGAUGGCGCCAUCAAGACACGUUUGUUACAGACACAUCAAGAUUUUGGUAGAACAUUGAAAAACUGUUUGUAUCGUCAUCUGUCUCAACACAGAUAUGAUGUCUCAAUGAUUUUAAAAACAAAAAUAGGAUAUUUUAUAUUUAUAUUAUAAUGUGUAUGCUUAACUAAUAAAUUAUUGUGAAAUGAA
Messenger RNA from Gadus macrocephalus (Pacific cod), 4997 nucleotides. It is a transcript of the gene fam184ab, whose product is annotated as family with sequence similarity 184 member Ab. NCBI's taxonomy places the organism in Eukaryota, Metazoa, Chordata, Actinopteri, Gadiformes, Gadidae. The coding region runs from base 686 to 4177 and encodes 1163 amino acids. The record is from RefSeq and is a predicted model, not a curated record. The transcript has 22 exons.